CUUUUUUUCAAAUCCCCUUAUUGCAAAUAAUAAAGAGAUCAGACGAUCAUGCCUGCCGUCAAAUCGAACAAAGUUGCCAACAAGGGUCAGAAAACAAAGCCGGUGAAGGCCAAGGCCGCGAAAUCGACCGAAGAAACGAAGCCUUCUGGUAAACGGGUGACAUUCGCAAAAGACAAAGACUUGGCGGUGGCUGCUCCUGCUAAUGCCAAAGCCAAGGCGCCGACCAAGGUUGAACCUAAAAAAGCUGCCAUGAAGAAGAAGGCUGCCGAGAAGAAGGAAAAGCCUGUUGAAAAGACUGCUCCGACUGCCGAUGUGAAGGUGCAGAAGCGAAAGGCAACAUCCGAACAAGAAGAGAAAAAGCCGAUCAAGAAAUCAAAGGCAUCGGAACCUAAAGUGGAAAAGAAAAAGACUAAUGUUGCCAAGCAACCCAAGACCGAAAAAGCACCAGCUAAAAAGGCAAAGAAGGAAGAACUGAGCAGUAGCGAUGAAGAGGAUGACGAGCAGGAAGCGAUCGCUGAACAAGUGAUCGCCGGUGACGAUGACGAAUUAACCGAGGAACAAGAGGAAGCUCUUCGAAAAGCAAUUUUGGGCGAUAUGGCCAGCGAUGAUGAAGAUGAAGAGGACAGUUCCGAUGAGGAAGUGGAUGAAGAUACAUUUGAAACCAACAAGGAAGUCAUUGCCGUGAACAACAAAAAGUUGGCUCAAAGUAAACUGGAGACCAAAGCCAAGUUCGAUAAACGCACACCAGCUCCGUCUUCCGGUGAUCAUGGCAUCAUUUAUCUCGGUCGUAUUCCUCACGGUUUCUAUGAAGAACAGAUGAAGGAUUACUUUAGUCAGUUCGGUACCGUCACUCAACUUCGACUUGCACGUAGCAAGAAAACCGGUGGAUCUAAGCAUUAUGCUUUCAUUGAAUUUGAGUCAAAGGAAGUGGCUGAGAUCGUCGUGGAGACAAUGCACAACUACUUAUUGUUUGGUCGCAUGCUGCAAUGCAGACUGAUACCGGCUGAACAUGCCCAUCCCCAAUUGUUCAAAAAUGCCAACAAGAAGUUCAAGGUCAUUCCCUGGGCCAAGGUCGCUCGUACCAAGAUGAACAAAAAGAGAAGCCAGGAACAGCAAAAGAAAGUCACAAAAAGAUUGGUCGCGAAAGAAAAGGAACGACGCGAGAAACUGCAAAAGUUCGGUAUUGACUAUGACUUCCCCGGCUAUGAAUCCAUCGCCAACCAAGCCUCCGAGUAAAUUCCCCAUCCAUUCUGCUAGAUUUAUUUCCAUUUUUUUUUGACAACCACAGAACAAGGACAAGAAUUAUUUUUUUUGUUUUGCAUAGGCAUUCUUUUUUCCACAGUAAAAGAUUAUUUUCAUUCUAUUUUUCG
Radiomyces spectabilis is the source of this 1370-nucleotide messenger RNA. RefSeq lists its product as uncharacterized. Gene Ontology annotation, cellular component: nucleolus. The coding region runs from base 49 to 1236 and encodes 395 amino acids. Gene Ontology annotation, molecular function: RNA binding. The transcript has 4 exons. The record is from RefSeq and is a predicted model, not a curated record. Gene Ontology annotation, biological process: maturation of LSU-rRNA from tricistronic rRNA transcript (SSU-rRNA, 5.8S rRNA, LSU-rRNA). Lineage: Eukaryota; Fungi; Mucoromycota; Mucoromycetes; Mucorales; Radiomycetaceae.